Messenger RNA from Clunio marinus, 189 nucleotides. The record is from the annotation of a GenBank genome assembly. Lineage: Eukaryota; Metazoa; Arthropoda; Insecta; Diptera; Chironomidae.
AUGUCUUAUAAAUAUCGCUUCCCCAAUGCUUUAAUGGCUUUCAAGCACCAGUGUGGUCUGAUGCUUACCGCAAAACUUGAUGUCGAAAACAAACACACAAUUCAAGGUCAGAACAAGCAAUUGCCUUUAGCGUCGCGCACUCAUUGUUUACUGUGUGUAGCAAAUCAUGACAUCACAAGCUUAAUGUAG